GGCAUGGAAGCCGAAGACCUCCAGGAAGACCUGACCUGCUCCAUCUGCCUGGACUAUUUCGAGGACCCGGUGUCCAUCGAGUGCGGCCAUAACUUCUGCCGCGGCUGCCUGCACCGCAGCUGGGCGCCGGGCGGCGGCGCGUUCCCCUGUCCCGAGUGCCGGCAGCCGUCGGCGCCCGCGGCGCUGCGGCCCAACUGGGCCUUGGCCCGGCUGACGGAGAAGACGCGGCGCCGGCGUCAGGGCCCCGUGCCCCCCGGCCUGUGCGGCCGCCACUGGGAAGCGCUGCGGCUCUUCUGCGAGGACGACCAGCGGCCCGUGUGCUUGGUGUGCAGGGAGUCGCAGGAGCACCAGACGCACACCAUGGCGCCCAUCGACGAGGCCUUCGCCAGCUACCGGGAGAAACUUCUUGAGACUCAGUGUAGUCUGACGGCCAAGAUGAAGAAAGCCAUGCAUUUGCAGGACAUGGAAGUGAAAAAUGCUACUGAGUGGAAGGAGAAGAUGAAGAACCAGCGAAUGAGAUUCGGUGCAGAGUUUGCAAAGCUGCACCACUUCCUGGCCGAAGAAGAGCAACUGUUUCUUCAGAGACUGAGCAAAGAAGAAGAAGAGACGAAGAAGAAACAGAAUGAGAACACGUUAAAGCUCCAUCAGACGAUCACUUCCUUGAAGCAGCUCAUCUUAGAGGUCGGGAGGAAGAGCCAGAGCCCCACACUGGAGUUGCUGCAGAAUCCAAAAGAUGUGUUGACCAGGAGUGAAAACCAGGAUGUGAACUAUUCCCCUGAAGUUCUAACAGUGAAGACUGUGUGCAAGAUACCCAUGAUGAAGGAAAUGCUGAAGCGAUUCCAAGUGGCUGUAAAUCUAGCUGAAGACACAGCCCAUCCCAAACUUGUCUUCUCCCAGGAAGGGAGAUAUGUAAAAAAUGGAGAAUCAGCCAGUUCUUGGCCAUUGUUUUCCUCAGCGUGGGGCUAUGUUAGUGGAUGGAGGACCCCUCCGAAGACCACACAGUCUGUGGAAAGAUUUCAGCACUUACCCUGUGUUUUGGGAAAAAACGUUUUCACUUCAGGGAAACAUUACUGGGAAGUUGAGAGCCGAGAUAGCCUGGAGAUUGCCGUGGGGGUAUGUCGGGAGGACAUCAUGGGGAUUGUUGAUAGUUCAAAAAUGUCCCCUCAUGUGGGAAUCUGGGCUAUUUGUUGGAGUUCUGCUGGCUACCGACCCCUAAUAAGCUUUUCUGUAAGUCCUACCAAGCAAGAGCCUGCUCUUCACCGGGUGGGAGUUUUCCUAGAUCACGAGGCUGGGGACAUCUCCUUCUAUAGCGCUGUGGAUGGAGCUCAUCUACACACUUUCUCUUGUCCUCACAUCUGCCUCCGGCCAUUUUUUUGGUUGAGUCCGUUAGCAUCUUUAGUCAUCCCAGCAGUGACUGGUGGGAAAUGAGUCUUCCCCUGCCCAGGAAUCUUUGCCUGUACCCUAGCCUGGGGACAUGGAUCCCUUGGCCCUCUUCUUUCACUCUGUACAUACUGGUCCAGGUAGUGCAUCAGUACUGUCCAUUCAGAUUCUAAUUUGAUGUCUUGUUCAGCUCCCUGUGUGUGCUGUGCACAGAAAGUAUGGUGGAGCCUGUUGGUGGCCUUUCCAGCACCCACUUGCCCCAUGUCCCUCCUCCUCUUCUGGUUCUUCCUCAUUGAGCUGUUUGGUGUGCACCCUCCCUGUGCUUCAGGAGAGGCAGCUCUCCCCAAUGCGAGGCAAUUCUGGCCAAUGAGCUGGGAUGAGAAAUGUUCCAAGAUGCUUCUGGGGAAAGAUCAUGUAGCUUUAAAAAAGAG
Acinonyx jubatus (cheetah) is the source of this 1811-nucleotide messenger RNA. RefSeq names its product tripartite motif containing 4 (gene TRIM4). Gene Ontology annotation, molecular function: protein binding; zinc ion binding. Lineage: Eukaryota; Metazoa; Chordata; Mammalia; Carnivora; Felidae. The transcript has 6 exons. Bases 4 to 1428 code for a protein of 474 amino acids. The record is from RefSeq and is a predicted model, not a curated record.